Molecule: messenger RNA, 2146 nt
Organism: Verruconis gallopava
Lineage: Eukaryota; Fungi; Ascomycota; Dothideomycetes; Venturiales; Sympoventuriaceae
Exons: 5
Coding region: 1-2058 (685 amino acids)
Source: RefSeq, a predicted model, not a curated record
AUGGACGACGUGGCCGACUCUGUCUACGACUCUGAUAACGACGAUGACUACAGUGCGGAUGAAGAUGAGAUUGAGAAUCGUAGGCUGGUCAUAUCUAUAGAUUUUGGCACGACGUAUACGGGCAUCGCGUUCGCUACUCCGCUCGGGAGCUCGUCAAAACUCAACGAUAUCGACAUCGUGCUAGACUGGGGAGAGAAUAUGGGCAACAUGGACAAAGUUCCUAGCGUCAUCUCCUACUCAAACAAGUCGAAGGAUGGCAAUGAGGCGAACUGGGGGAAGGAUUUAGCCCCGGGUGCUGUCGCUAUGAAGCACAUGAAGCUGCGACUCCAAGCUCAUAGCGUGAGCAACGAGCUCGAAUUUUUACUUCAAUUCCUGGAUGGAACUCGGAACCUGGAUUUUGCUCACAUCAAGGAUUCUAAAGGCAUGCCGGAAUAUACGGCUAAAGCUCCGGAGGACAUCACGUCGGAUUACUUGGCGAAAGUUUUCGAACAUGUCCUGCAGACUGUAAAUGGGUUUUCAAAAACAGUCAGAGAGACGAUACCGACAGAUAUUGUCAUCACCAUUCCUGUGGAUUGGGGCUAUGAUGCAAUGAACAGCACGUAUCGUGCUGUCACCAAAGCAGGUUUUAACGAGAAGACAUUCCCAAAACUCGAAGAUGUCAUGUUUGUGACCGAGCCUGAGGCGGCGGCAAUCUAUACCGCGAGGUAUUAUGAGGAGCUCAACGAGCAAUUCCUCAAGGAAGAUGAAUGUUUCAUUCUGGUGGACGCUGGCGGCGGUACUGUUGACAUAGUCUCGUACCAGGUCAAGCGUCUGCGGCCUUUAGAGCUUGUGCCAGUAGGUGUGCCAACAGGAGCCAGAUGUGGUGCCAUCUUCGUAGACCAGGCCUUCAACAUGUGGUUGCGCCAUCUGUUGACGGAUAGAUACUACCUUGAACUGGAUCCGGACGCAGAUCUAAACAACAUAUACGGCAUCCAAAGUCAUCACAUUCGUGAGAUUAUGGAUGAAUUCGACAUCAUCAAAAAGUAUUUUCACCAGGAGAGCGGAGACAUGUUUAUGGACCUGCCUCGAUCGUCUCCCUUGAGAAAUCUUACGCUUGAGAAUCGGGUUGACUGCGGACAAAUCACCAUAAAAAAUGAAACGAUGCGAGACUUUUUCAAUCCAUGCGUAGACGAGAUCAUCGAGAUGAUAAAGCUCCACAUCCGGGAGAUUGAAAGUCAUGGUUCACGCGCCAAGAACCUCUUCCUCAUUGGUGGUUUCGGGGAAUCCAAAUUUCUGCAAGAAGAGAUACGUGACUCAUUACGGAUGCGCUCAGAAAUAGCGUUGCGUAUGCCCGAAACGUCGUGGACGGCGGUUGCCCGUGGUGGUGUCAUCUGUGGCGUUGAGAAGAAGCAUCUGAAGACACUUGUUCGAACGUCGAGAAGUCAAAAAAGUUACGGUAUCGCCGUUGAUGAAAGCUUCUCGUAUGCAAACGACGCGCGUGAUCUUGACACCAACCGACUCACCGGUAAAAGGGUGGCAAGAAACCAGAUGAAAUGGCUUAUCAACAAAGGUGAUCUUAUUUUGAACACCACGCCAACAAUCAAAGAGCAUAAAUUCGUGAAACGGUUCGUCGAUCACGAGGCUGGGAGCAAAAAAGGUAGCGUUGUAAUCUAUAGUUGGCCGGACGAUAAGCAUCGGCCCACCCGGCUAUCGAAUGCGCACAGAGAGCUCAUGAUAGAAGAGGUGCUUAAUUAUGACCUUUCUUCCUUAAGGCAUUCUGACUUCACGCUUCGACGUGGUCCAAGUCCAAACUGCGACCACUAUGUUGCAACGAUCAAUCUCCGAUUGAGUUUGACGAGGACAGGUCUAAAAUCCGAGCUCUUGUUCAAGGGUGAGCCGCUGCCAGCGGUGAGCACAGGAUCGCCGCCCAUGCAGAGCACCAUAGCGGACAUGCACGGCGUAGGUGUCACUCCAGACAGGACUGGUCUGGGACGAGGUAGCUCAUUUACCAGGAGAAGCGAACGAAGGAGGUUAAAUGUGAGCGAUCCAGACUUUGAGCACUGGGGGCGUUUAAGUUGAUACUCCUGUUUCGAGCAAGACUUUUGUAGAAAAUCGUGUGCAUAAAUGGAUUGUAUGUAGUGGAGAGCCAGUCAGCUGUGGCAGCGGG